AUGCAGCAGACUUCUCAGUCCGCCACAAGCGCGUGCGGUGGUCUCGUACAGCUAAUUGGGCAGCUGCAAUGCUGUGUGUCGUUCCGCGGUACCAGCAUCACUGCGAUCUGCUACAUCACCAAGUCUGAUCUAAACCUACUUGGUCUCGACUGGAUUGAACAACUUGGGUUGGCCGAUAUGCCGCACCGCACUGUUUGCAGUCAGGUGCAGAUUCCCGCUGUGCUUGCAGACCAAGCCAAGGACAUUCUCCAACGGUUUGCUCCAGUGUUCCAAGACGGCCUGGGUCGUUGCACAUACACUCAAGCCGUGCUACAUCUGUUUCCUGGAAGUCAACCAGUCUUCCGUCCAAAGCGACCAGUCCCAGAUGCAGCCCUACCACUUGUCGAGGCUGAACUGAAACGUCUAGAGGAACUGGGAGUUCUGGUUCCGGUAUCCUACUCCGCCUGGGCCGCUCCAAUCGUUGUGGUUAAGAAGCCCAAUGGCUCGGUUCGCAUUUGUGCUGACUUCUCCACCGGUCUCAAUGCCGCGCUGACGCCGAACUGCUAUCCACUACCGGUUCCGGCUGAUCUUUUCACCCUGCUAAAUGGUGGCACUUGCUUUGCCAAGUUGGAUCUCGCUGAUGCGUAUCUGCAGAUCGAGGUCGCCCCAGAGUCGCGCGAAUUGUUGACCAUCAACACCCACCGCGGUCUGUUCCAAUACACCAGGCUGCCCUUUGGUGUCAAGACCGCCCCGUCCCUAUUUCAACAAACGAUGAACGCAAUGCUCUCCGGCAUCCCCGGCACAGCUGGGUACCUGGACGUCAUCACCAUCGUGGGUGGCUCCCCUGCCGAGCUGCAAGACCCAGUGUGCGCAGUACUCGAACGCGUGCAGGAAUAUGGCUUUCUCCUACGGGCCGAUAAGUGCCAAUUCUUCCUCGACUCCAUCAAGUACCUUGGAUUCGUUUUUGACGUCAAUGGUCGCCAUCCAGAUCCUGAAAACAUUCGGGCCAUCCAGCAGAUGCCUGCCCCCAAGAAUGUAUCGCAACUUCGUUCGUUCCUUGGCCUGAUCAGCUACUAUAGCGCCUUCCUACCAUCGCUGCAUGACGUAUGGGCCCCGCUCAACCGUCUGUUGCAGAAGGAUGCUUCCUGGUGCUGGUCCCCCGACUGUGAAAAGGCCUUCGCCCAGCUAAAGUCGAUGCUGAGUUCAGAUCUACUGCUCACGCACUACGACCCGACGCUGCCGAUCAUUGUUGCUGCAGAUGCUUCCAACCACGGAGUUGGUGCCGUCAUCCCACAUACUUUUCCUGAUGGGUCUGAGAAGGCGAUCAUGCAUGCAUCUCGCACGCUAACCCCUGCGGAGAAGAACUAUGGGCAAAUAGAGAAAGAGGCUCUAGCCCUCGUGUUUGCCGUCAAGAAAUUUCACAAACUGUUGUACGGUCGCCACUUCACGUUGUUGACGGAUCACAAACCAUUGCUGUCAAUCUUCGGUUCGAAGAAGGGCAUUCCCGUCUACUCAGCCAGCCGACUUCAACGAUGGGCAACCAUCCUUAUUGGCUACGAUUUCGACAUUCGCUACUGUCGUACUACAGACUUUGGUCAGGCUGACGCCCUUUCUCGCCUCAUCAGCAAUCAGCAGGAACCGGAGAAAGAUACCGCGAUUGCAGCUAUCUCGAUUGAGGACGAUGUGCGCCGUCAGCUAUCAGACGCCAUACGAGGUAUCCCCGUUACUGCCGCGGACAUCCGACGUGCUACUGAACAGGAUCCUGUCCUCCGCCAGGCCAUCACCUACGUGCAGACCUGCUGGCCAACCACUGCUCUCGCUGGCGAUCUUCGCCAGCUCUUCCUCCGCCGAGCAUCGCUAUCUGUGGUUGACUCCUGUCUCAUGUUUGCAGACCGUGUGGUGAUCCCAUCUUCCCUCCGACCCACUGUACUACGCCAGUUCCAUGUGGCUCAUCCUGGUACCAGCUGA
Messenger RNA from Spirometra erinaceieuropaei, 1947 nucleotides. The record is from the annotation of a GenBank genome assembly. NCBI's taxonomy places the organism in Eukaryota, Metazoa, Platyhelminthes, Cestoda, Diphyllobothriidea, Diphyllobothriidae.